This is a messenger RNA of Oldenlandia corymbosa var. corymbosa, 681 nucleotides long. NCBI's taxonomy places the organism in Eukaryota, Viridiplantae, Streptophyta, Magnoliopsida, Gentianales, Rubiaceae. The record is from the annotation of a GenBank genome assembly.
AUGACUGCAGUGAAUCAGGUUGAUGGAGUCCAUCAAAGGCCUAUUGUUAUUAUAGCAAUGAAAGGACAUCCAGGUAGUGGUAAAACCACAUUAGCUUGCUCCAUAGCCAAGGCUCUCAAAUGUCCUCUCAUAGACAAAGAUCAUUUCAGGGAUUGCACAAAAGAACUUGAACAAACCCUCAUGUUAUCCACUCCUGAUCAGCAUCAAGAAUCGUCGAAAAAUCUCCUGAAUGAGUUGUCUUACCAAGUUAUGUGGCAAGUGGCCUCAACUCAGCUUAGUUUGGGGCUUAGUGUAGUCAUCGACUCGCCACUCUCUCGUCCGGCUCACUUGGACAGGCUGAUCAGGAUGGCAGUUGAUAAUGAGGCUCGGCUUGUUAUUGUCGAAUGCAAGCCGAAGAAUCAGGAUGAAUGGCGUAGGCGAAUCGAGAUGAGGGGUGAGGAAGCAGAUGUUCAGGGAUCAUCAAGCUGGCACAAGCCAAGGUCUUGGCAUGAUAUGGGGAAACUCUUGGAAGGGUAUGCAGGUUGUUGGGAGUAUGAUGUUGGUGAUGUGCCGAAGAUUGUUGUGGAUACGACCCCAGCGGAAUUAGGGAUUGAAGAGAUGGCUUCCUCCGUGAUAGAGUUUGUAAAAUCCUGUAAAACUAGCACGGAUGCUCCCUGUAGGGCUAAUGGUUUAGACAGGUAG